Seriola aureovittata is the source of this 3343-nucleotide messenger RNA. RefSeq names its product Krueppel-like factor 15. The record is from RefSeq and is a predicted model, not a curated record. The transcript has 3 exons. Lineage: Eukaryota; Metazoa; Chordata; Actinopteri; Carangiformes; Carangidae. Gene Ontology annotation, molecular function: RNA polymerase II cis-regulatory region sequence-specific DNA binding; DNA-binding transcription factor activity, RNA polymerase II-specific. Gene Ontology annotation, biological process: regulation of transcription by RNA polymerase II. The coding region runs from base 223 to 1521 and encodes 432 amino acids.
UGACGCUAGGAAAAGGAAUGCCAACAUGGACCCGUGGCAAGGACGGGAUGUGAGUGUGCUACGACAAUAACACGACGGAGGAAAAAGGAAACACGAAAAUAUACAAACCCAUCGACGGCGCAGCUUUCCCCCACCGAGCUUCCUCCGAACUACUCACGGUUCUUGUGGUUCCUCUCGGUAGAAUUUCCUCAACAUCCUCUCUCCUGCGUUCAGCCUGGAUCAAUGGUGUCUCUCAGCAGCAGAACACUGAGUCUGGAGAAUGACCUGUUCAGGGACAGCAGCAGCAGCAGCCUCUUCUCCCUCAGCUUGGGAGACGGAGCCUGCAGCGAACGGGGCAGUUUAGCCUCCUGCGACAGCCCCGAGGCAGGGGACUUGGGGGCUAUGCACAGCUCCAGCCCUGGAGAGGAGGAGGAGGAGGAGGAGGAGGAGGAUGAGGAGGAGGAAGAAGAAGACGAGGACGAUGGGGCGCGUCUGCAUAUUUUUCUAGGAGCAGCAGGAGAAGAGGAGCCUGCGAGUCAGGAGCCAAAGCUGCCAGAUUUCCCUUUCCAUCCCUCCUCCCCGUUCUCCCCAACCUUGGAGGACAUAGAGGAGUUCUUGAGGGAAAAAAUGGAACUAGUCAAAGAGGGGCUAGUGGCCCCAAAAGAGGAGGCCUCCCCUCUCCCAUGCAGCACCAGUGACUCUCCAUCCUCCAAUGCGCCCCCGGCCUCUUCCUCAGACACUUGCAGCGACCCAGGGACUAGUGCUUCCCAUUGCUCUUCCAGCCCAAACACCCCUCAUGAUGAGCAGAACAGUCCCAGCCCAGCUGACCCUUCCCCUUCUGCCCAAGCAACCCCCUCACCAUCCACUGUAACCCCCCCAGUGCUCCUGGGCGCUCCGCUGGUUCUCCAGCUCCAGCCGCUCCCUCUGGCCCAGCCUCAGCCCCCGGCAGGCUCUCCUCCUGGGUCACAAAACGGCAUUUGGCUCACUCAUCUCGUCAUGGGGCUCCAGGGUGCUACAGGACAAAAUCUCACCCUACUGACCCCCCAGGUGCCCUCCACCUCCACCACAUUUUUAUCACUAAACAGUGGAGAUGCCAAGUCAGCUGACCAGAAGUACGUGAAGAUUGCGCCUCUGCCCAUCACAAUGAGGACUGUAGAGAUAACAGGUGUGACUGGGGUCGGGGUCCAGGGCAGCGGUCUGUUGAAGGCCAUCGCCCCCCGUGUGACCAGAGUUCCACCUACAGAGAGGGUCCAUAAGUGCUCCCACCCAGGCUGUGGGAAGAUGUACACCAAAAGCAGCCAUCUGAAAGCUCACUUCCGCCGGCACACAGGAGAGAAGCCCUACACGUGCAGCUGGCCUGAGUGUGGCUGGAGGUUCUCCCGAUCUGACGAACUGUCCCGCCACCGCCGCUCUCACUCCGGCAUCAAGCCCUACGAGUGCUCGCUGUGUGAAAAGAAGUUUGCCCGCAGUGACCACUUAUCCAAACACACGAAAGUCCACCGCAGCUCCAGGCCCAGCAGGAUUAUCAGGGCUACCGUGUGACACCUUCAGCUGGCAUAAACCCUGCCCUGCACCCUCCCACCCACCCACCCACCCUCCCUGCCUGCCUGCCUGGCUGGCUGGCUGGGCUGGCUUUGUCCAGGGUGGGGUCCGGGUCUCCCUCAGGACUUUUGGUGCUUCACGAUCAGAACUUUCAGAAAAAAAAAUCUUGAGAGCUGACUGCUGUUUCACCCUCAUGGUUUCCUUAUUUUCUCUCCUCCCUGCUGUUUACUUUUCACUGUUCCAUCUGAGCAGCUUGUCUUAUACUGAGCUAACAGCCACCUCAGGAAAAACUCAGCUGAAAGUGGAUUUCCUGGCUCACACACACACACACACACACACACACACACACACACACACACACACACACACAUAAAACAAAACGCAUAACAGGAGACAGUCUUACAGAGAUGCAACCACUGCUUGCGCUACUGCUCCUGUUACCAAGCUACCAGGUGCUGUUGAAAAGUAGGUGGUGUUGGGCAGGUUACAGUAAUGGGAGUGGGAGCAUUUGUAAUUAUAUUAUUAUUUCCUUUCUACUUUUGCAUUCGCCCGUCUUUCUCAAAGCCAAAACUUCAGGGUCCACACGGAUAAAGCUUCCCAAGUUUUUUUGUACAUUGUUAAAGUGUUAAAUUUUUACCCCUUCGGCGUCUCAUACAUGCCAUGCGAUCUAAUCAUAAGGCUUGCGAUGGACACGAUUCACAUGGAGGAGCGUGACAGCCGUCUCCGUGGGGUGACAUUCUGGUGAAGGUAGCAGAAGUCGCCUCCAAGCACUUGGAUUUUCAGAGUUGUGCUUCACUCUGAAUGAACGGUAUGACUCUGCUGGGACAUUGAUUCAGUCAUACUAAACUUGUGGCUUUGUUUCACAAUUCAGCCGAGCUGAGAAAUUCUCCCUAAGCCUCUGUUAUAUUAUGAUCCAAACCUGGCCUUUAUCACAUUCGUCCAGCCGUAAUCCUCCCUGUUUUGACUCGUAUGCCUUUUUGUCAGCCCCAGUAUGCCCUAAUCUCUAUCGAUGCCUUUUGUCCAUAUCACGAAACCUCACUUGAUCCUGCUGUUGUACUGUUAUCAUAUGACUGCUCUUAUUUAACUGUGAUUCUGAGCGGGGGGUUGCCAAACCAGAAAUCCCCGUUCUGUCUCUGUGAGAGCAUGAAAACGACACCCUCGGUGCAUGACAGUUUAUAAGCUGUUUGUUCUCUGAAAUUCUCUUGAAAAUCAUUUGCAGCCGACUUCAGUGGCCUAGAAAAUGACUCAUACUUAGGCUCAAUGGUUCAAAAGUGCUCAGUGGUUCAAAAGUGCUGCUCUUUCUUAUUUACAGUAGCAGUUACUGUAAAAAAAAAAAUUUUUUUCUGUUGGUUAUAGCAACAGGAAAAGCUAAUACUUUAAACAGCUGGAAAGGCAGCUAACAUCUAUUCAAUCUUCUGUAUUAGCAUACUCAAUAUAAUGUGUACUGAACAUAAAGGACAAAGAUAACACAUGUACAGCUUGUAGCCUUUAUAUAUAGAUGGGUUUUUUUUUUUUUUAUCAAAGAGGAUUUUCAAUCAGUGCAUUAAGCUAUUCAGUCGUGUUUCUGGAGAGAUUUUUUUUGGUCUGUUAUGUGAGUUUGAUUGUAGCGUGAUCAAUCUGUGGAAUGUCAGACUGAUUAUGGUCUGGGAUUUGGAGUCCCACUCUACCCGUUCACAAACCAUUAAGCUGAAUCUGCUGGUCUCAAGUGCACUUGUGUUCGUGGAAAGUGAGAAACAGUUAUUGUGCUCUUAUGGCAGUUCCAUAAAAAUGUAUCAGAACUGUAAAAUGACACCCCCCCCCACCCCCACCCCCCCCACACACA